UGUUUUUCUUCAUUUAUUUUUCCUUCCGUCAGUUAUAAAAACAAAACACAUACAACAUGGAUGCCAUCAAGAAGAAGAUGCAAGCGAUGAAGCUUGAAAAGGAUAACGCCAUUGAUAAGGCCGAUACCUGUGAAAAUCAAGCUAAAGACGCAAAUGCUCGCGCCGAUAAGCUCAAUGAAGAAUUACGUGAUUUGGAAAAAAAAUUGGUGCAGGUUGAGGUUGAUUUAGUCGCCUCAAAAGAAGCUCUCGAAAAAGCUAACCAAGAUUUAGAAGAGAAAGAAAAAUUGUUGACUUCUACUGAAUCUGAAGUAGCCACUUUAAACAGGAAGGUACAACAAAUUGAAGAAGAUUUAGAAAAAUCUGAGGAACGCUCAACCACUGCCCAACAAAAAUUGUUGGAAGCCACACAAGCUGCUGAUGAGAACAACCGUAUGUGCAAAGUAUUGGAAAAUCGUUCUCAACAAGAUGAAGAGCGUAUGGAUCAAUUGACUAAUCAAUUGAAAGAAGCUCGUAUGUUGGCUGAAGAUGCUGAUACUAAAUCUGAUGAAGUAUCACGUAAGUUGGCCUUCGUUGAAGAUGAAUUGGAAGUCGCUGAAGAUCGUGUCAGGUCCGGUGAAGCCAAGAUCAUGGAACUUGAAGAAGAAUUAAAGGUCGUCGGUAACUCACUCAAAUCUUUGGAAGUUUCUGAAGAGAAGGCCAAUCAACGUGUAGAAGAAUUCAAACGUGAAAUGAAGACCUUGUCUGUUAAAUUGAAGGAAGCAGAACAACGUGCUGAACAUGCUGAGAAGCAAGUUAAGCGUUUACAAAAGGAAGUCGACAGGCUAGAAGAUGAAUUGGGCGUCAACAAGGACAGAUACAAGUCCCUUGCCGACGAAAUGGACUCCACAUUCGCCGAAUUGGCCGGUUAUUAAAUUUCGUAUCUGAGCGACUACUUCUCUAUAUUAUUACCAACAACAAUAAAACCAACAACAAAGAAUGUUGCACAUGCUGCUACCUGCUGACUUGACCUGGGACCACCAAAGGAAGUAGCUCCAAAGGCAUGCUUGAUAUUAAAAAUAUAUUUAAAACAAUUUAAUAAAUUUAAAUACACUUUUUACUAUUUGUAAAA
This is a messenger RNA of Teleopsis dalmanni, 1108 nucleotides long. It is a transcript of the gene Tm2, whose product is annotated as tropomyosin-2. Lineage: Eukaryota; Metazoa; Arthropoda; Insecta; Diptera; Diopsidae. Gene Ontology annotation, biological process: muscle contraction; actin filament organization. Gene Ontology annotation, molecular function: actin filament binding. The record is from RefSeq and is a predicted model, not a curated record. Gene Ontology annotation, cellular component: actin filament.